This is a messenger RNA of Onychostruthus taczanowskii (white-rumped snowfinch), 2903 nucleotides long. It is a transcript of the gene GALNT16, whose product is annotated as polypeptide N-acetylgalactosaminyltransferase 16. The transcript has 16 exons. The record is from RefSeq and is a predicted model, not a curated record. Lineage: Eukaryota; Metazoa; Chordata; Aves; Passeriformes; Passeridae. Gene Ontology annotation, cellular component: Golgi apparatus. Bases 29 to 1741 code for a protein of 570 amino acids.
GUUCCCAGGCUCUCCCGGGGCGCUCGGCAUGAGGAGGAUCAGGGCUAAUGCCAUCGCCAUCCUGACCGUCGCCUGGAUCUUGGGCACUUUCUACUACUUAUGGCAGGACAACAAGCCCCGCUCGGCGGCUGCCGGCAGGUCCGCCGGAGGCGGUAGCGGCGGCGCCCGGAGCGGGCAGAGGGCGGCCGGCAGGCUGGAGCUGCGCCGGGAGGAGAGGACCAUCCCCCUCAUCAUGACGAGGGCUCCCCCGGGAGAGAAGAGCAGCCGGCGGGGUUUUGAUGAGAAGGCUUACUUGUCCUCCAAGGUGCUGAAGGCUGGAGAAGACCCCUACCGCCAGCACGCUUUUAACCAGCUGGAGAGUGACAAACUCGGCAGCGACCGACCCAUCCGGGACACCAGGCACUACAGGUGCACUUCUGUACGCUAUGACACCGACUUGCCAGCCACCAGUGUCAUCAUCACCUUCCACAACGAGGCGCGAUCUACCCUGCUCCGCACGGUGAAGAGUGUUCUGAACCGCACCCCUCCCAGUCUCAUCCAGGAGAUCAUUUUGGUAGAUGACUUCAGCUCAGAUGCUGAGGACUGCCAGCUCCUUACCAAGAUCCCAAAGGUCAAGUGUCUACGAAACACCCAUCGAGAAGGGCUGAUUCGCUCUCGGGUGCGAGGAGCUGAAGCGGCAGCUGCUGACAUCCUCACCUUCUUGGACAGUCACUGUGAAGUCAACAGCGAGUGGCUGCAGCCAAUGCUGCAGAGAGUGAAAGAGGAUUAUACCCGAGUGGUGAGUCCAAUCAUUGAUGUUAUCAGCCUGGAUAAUUUUGCCUACCUGGCAGCAUCAGCAGAUUUGAGGGGAGGGUUUGACUGGAGCCUUCACUUUAAGUGGGAACAGAUUCCUAUAGAGCAGAAGAUGUCCAGAACAGACCCAACUCAGUCUAUAAGAACCCCUGUCAUAGCAGGAGGCAUCUUUGUGAUUGACAAGUCCUGGUUUAACCACCUGGGAAAAUAUGAUACUCAAAUGGACAUCUGGGGAGGAGAAAAUUUUGAGCUCUCUUUCCGAGUGUGGAUGUGUGGUGGCAGCUUGGAGAUUGUUCCGUGCAGUCGAGUGGGACACGUGUUCAGGAAGCGCCAUCCCUAUGACUUCCCUGAGGGCAACGCGCUGACUUACAUCAAGAACACCAAGCGCACAGCAGAGGUGUGGAUGGAUGAGUACAAGCAGCACUACUACGAGGCCCGGCCCUCGGCUAUCGGCAAGUCGUUUGGAAGUGUUGCAGACCGAGUGGAGUUGCGUCACAAGCUGAACUGUAAAUCUUUCCAGUGGUAUCUGGAGAAUGUCUACCCGGAGCUCAAGAUUCCUGAAAAAGAGUUCAUUCCAGGAAUAAUUAGACAAGGAGGAAGCUGUCUGGAGUCUCAGGCACAGGAUACCACAGGGAAUGUGUUGGCUGGCAUGGGAAACUGUAAAGGGACAGUGAACAAUCCACCUGUCACUCAGGAGUGGAUAUUCAGUGACCCUUUAAUUAGACAGCAGGACAAGUGUCUUUCCAUUGCCUCCUUCUCUACUGGUUCUCAAAUCACACUGGAAGCUUGCAAUCAAAAAGAUGGCAGACAGAAGUGGAAGAUGAAAGGCAGCUUCAUUCAACACUUUGUCAGCGGUCUCUGCCUGGAAAACCAGACUGGAAGAGUGGUGACCAACCCCUGUCAAGCAGGUGUACCUGGCCAACAGUGGGAGCUGCUACAAGCAACAUGAUGGUACUGCCUCCUUCCUCCCUGCUCCCACCGUGUGUGUGCAGCUUUCUUCCAGUUCCUCCUUCAUAACCACUCUGGGACCAGGACCCAGCUCCUCUACAAACAAUGCUCCUGACUGCUGCAAACCACAGAAACUCUGCUUGUUUACAGUCUCCAAGCUCUGGGCCAGCCCCAAUUCAAAGGGCUCUUGUCAGCACAGUGACUGCUGCCCUUGACUGUGUGUUUGGCCCCCGUGCUGGAGGCUGCUGGCUGCUCCUGGGGCACACACACCUGGACUGGCUGUGUUGAUUUGUGCCUCUCUUCCUCCUGCUCUCCUGGCAGAGUGUGAACUGGCAUCCUUUUGGGCUGUAAGCUGGGGCUGCUGAAGAUGGGACACUCCUUCAGGUGCUGUGGUCUGGGGGAGGAAAGGGCAAAGGUGGACGUGUGCUAGAUAUCAGUAACUCAAAUUGCUUGUGCAGUUUGGAGCUUCAUUUUUUCAUUCUACCUGGUUUUGGACAUGUUCACCUGAGGUCACCUCCCAACUGCUCACUCUUCUGUCAGCUAAAGCAUUGCUUUAGCCCAACUCAGACCUCCUCACACAUCAUCUUUUGGAAGCUGUUUGUUUCCAAUGCAUUGCAGCAGUUGCUGAAAAGGAGGUACAUUACAAAAGGCUGCUGUCAAGUGUGGGCAAACUGAACAACUUCUUGGAAUAAACAAAGUCUGGUUCAAACUCAGUAUUAGCAUACUCUACAUUUCCCUUGCACUGAAAGGAAGGAAGAACAAUGUUAUCUCUACUUUUUUCCCCAAGGUCCACCCAGUGCCAUGUUUUGUAACAGGUGUCAGGAUUUCUCCAAGCAAACUGACUGUUUGUAACAGUCAGACCAAGCAGCUGCUCACCCUUGUUUUCCUGUUUACUUUAAACAGCCCCCUAGACUGUCAAGACAGAGAAUUUGCAUUGGUAAUACCCUAAAAAGAAAGCUGUUACUGUAUCAGAGCAUCCAAUGUAAUUUCCUGUGCUGUGGACCAAUGGGAGUUUAUUUAAGAGGAGCUGAAUCUACUGUUGUACAGAAAUCGGAUUCAAAAGGUUUAUUUUUCCCACUCACUUGUAAGUUGCACUUUGCCAGAUGUAAUUUAUGUGGAACCCAGAUUAGUUUUCCUUUUUCUUCAAAAAAAGCAUGUGCCAG